CUGGCGCUGCGGAGACGGAGACGGUUGCUAAGGGGUGGAGUUGGCGCCAUGUCGGCCGGGGCAGUGGCGGUGCUGCUGUGGUGGUUGAGCUGCUGCGGCUCGGCAUUGUGGAGAUAUUACAUCAAUAGCUCGGACUAUUCCAUUCUUAGUAUCAGGAAUUGGAUCCAGCUAGAGUAUGAAGGAAAAUCUUUUUUAUCAUGGAACGUAUCAGAGAAUUGUGAAGUUCAACAUCCAAAUUCUCCCAUAACAAAAUUACAUUGUGUUUCACCUGGCUUUCAUGCCAUACAACCAAAUGUCAGAAACCAAACCCAGGAAGAGGAACGCUAUUUGAAAGUGGGUGAUUCUCAUGUUUGCUUCUUGUGGUAUUUUACAUCUCUAAACAAUUUUGAAAAUUUAACCCAGACUGUCACCAUAUGGGUAUACGAUCCAGAAAGUUCCAGCAAAGAAGAGUUAGAAUGGUACGCGCAGAAACCUUCUCUCAAUUCCAAAAUACUAACCAACUUGUUGAAUACCCUGGGGCAAUACCCUCACAUUGGCACAAUAGUGAAGAGGAUCACCUAUAAAUCGAGUGACUUAAGUUCGGAGGGAACCUGGACCGUUACUGUGCCAAUGUCCUCAGAUGAUGUAGUGAAAGAGAUAAGAGGAACCACAGUGGCUUUCCAAGAUUGCUUCGUUGCCAAUCGCAAAUUUAUUCUGACGCAUCCGCUGAGGAUAUUCACCUUAGGACAAGGAGAGUUACCCCUCACUGUGCCUGCUGGGAAACCAAUGCUGACUGCCGCUGGUAUCUGUGUUGUUACAUAUUCUCUCGUGGUCACUGAAGACGAAACCUUCAUAACAUAUGAUGCCUUCCUUACCUGGACUAGGAUAAGAGUCCCCCCAGGUAUUAUGACUGAUGCUGAAAGGCACAACAUCAGUGGUGUGGCCGCAUUCGAGGGUGCACUCAUUUUUAUAACAAAUGGAUCUCUUUACUUAAAAACUACGAAAUCAUUUAGAAAACUGGGCAUGGAAGACAGUGCUCCUGAAACCGGUGUUCUUGGCAUUUCAAGAAGAAAGUGGUGUAAGCUCAGGUAUUUAUUUAAGAAUUCAAGAAGAAGAAGCGUAAUGGCAGUAUGGACAAAAAGUGAAGUUUAUCUUGGAUAUCCUACAUAUAAAUAUGCAAAAGUACUAGAUGUUCCAAAACUGAAAGCCAUGCUAAACUUUAGCAAGAAUGACCAAGUAGAAAUGCAGUAUGCGACUUACACGUGGCACUCUAUGGAGCUUGCUGUGCUAAUAUCCUACUGCUCCCUCUGCACUACCACCAAAAUCAUUUUAUUGCUGCUGUAUAACGAGGAUUCACCAAAGUGGAUACUCCAGAACUUACAACUAGAGGUGCCCGUGGACAGAACAUUGACCGCAUAUUUCCUUUACGCGGCCCCGCCGGAUGUGAUCCUGUGGGAUGCCCACAGCGUGUACUAUUUCUACAAAAACUUCACCAUUAGUGGAAUUUUAACAGCAGAGUCAGGAGAGAUCAAUCUGUCAAAGUUAUCAGCUGGGAGCAAAAUCCACAGCGUCAAUACAGGUGAAACUGGGAGUGUUUUGGUAAAAAUGGAAAAUAGCGUAAUAUUCUAUUUCAUGUCUGACGUUACAAAUGCAAUCAAGCUACCUACAUGGGUAAACACAACAGUAAAGACAGCGCUUUUCAUGAACCAAUUUACGCAAUUUUAUAUGUUAUAUUAUAGUGAUCAAUACGGGCCACAGCCACAUAGCUAUCCCUUAGAUCUGGAGGUACAAAGUACAAGCUACAAAGCCCAACUACGAUGCCCAUAUGUGGCAUUUCAACACAAUAUUUUUAGUCAAUUUUACACAAUCGACAAAGGAGAACGCCUGACAUUUUGGACUCAGUUAGUCUACCCAGAAAAUACAGGUCUCAAUAUUGCUGUAGAGUACUACGGUCCAAAAAUAGUGACGUGGACACAGGAAGUCUCCUAUGAGAUUGCCUCAGGCUUCUCCACCAAAAGUAUGUUAACAACGUUUUUUCAGGAAGCAAAUUACGAAUUAGCAGAUAAUUACUUCAAGCUACAGAAAAAGAACAUGGGUCUCAUGCUUGUUCAAUUCCGACCUAGUGAAUCUUCAAAUAUGUGUCCAAUUUCCAAAAAGGUGUUUGAAAUUUCUGUUGGAUGUGAUGUAGAUACACACAUCAAGGUUAAAGGAUUUGGUAAAACUGGAUGUUACCACCAUGAUUUUUCUUACGUGAUUAACAAGGAAUUUCUGAGAGCUAAACCACCUGAAGAUUUGAAAAUAAGGUAUGAUGUGGAAGAGUACGGUUGCCCUCAGAGACUUGAAUUCGAUAUGCCGUUUCAACCUGUAAUAGAGCUGUUUGAUGAAAAAGGCUUUGUUAAAAUAAUGGAUGCAAAUUUUAUCCUGUGGGAAAUCCAUGGCAGGGAUGACUAUACCUUUAAUAGUACUAUGAAGCAGAAUGGUUGCAUAAAUGAAGCGCAGACAUUCAAGUCAAUGAUAGAGCAAAACAAGGACCUCCCACUGGAUGAAGUCUGGGGACCUCAUAACUAUAGGACUUGUUUUUCUUAUGCUAUUGGGAAGCCUGGAGACCUAAGCCAACCAUAUGAGAUUAUAAACUCUACUAAUAGAAACCAUUUACUAUGGCCCAUGGACCAUUCCGGAAUGUAUGUGUUUCGUGUGAGAGUCUUGGAUCCAAACUUUAGUUUCUGCAACCUAACAACUAUUUUUGCGAUUGAGACCUUCGGCGUGAUUCCUCGCCCAAGUUUCUACCUGGUCGCUGCCUUGCUUUUUGUCUUGAUGCUCACAUUCAUCAGUGUUCUAGUUCUGAGCUAUUUCUGGUAUGCGAAGAUUUAUAGGCAAUUUAUUUUUGAGCCACUUCACAAGCCUCCUUCAAAACGGAAGAAGAAUUAGAGAAACCGAGAGUUAAUUCUGGAGAUGUGUGUGUGUGUGUGUGUGUGUGUGUGUGUGUGUGUAGACAGAUAUAUAGGUAAUGUACAUAUAUGUAAUUAUAUUAAGAAUGUGUUUGACAAGAAACAUUAAAUAUAAGCUCAUACUAUUAUUAAAUUCAAGAUCUGAAAAAUGUUCUUAAAUUACUCCCUCAAAUAACAUACAUUAUUAUGUUUGUUAUCAUUAUUAUUCAUUUUAAAGAUAUCAUAUACACUGUUGCAUUGUAUUUAAAAAAUAAAAAAUCAAAAUCA
Myodes glareolus (Bank vole) is the source of this 3194-nucleotide messenger RNA. RefSeq names its product catsper channel auxiliary subunit epsilon (gene Catspere). NCBI's taxonomy places the organism in Eukaryota, Metazoa, Chordata, Mammalia, Rodentia, Cricetidae. Gene Ontology annotation, biological process: flagellated sperm motility; sperm capacitation. Gene Ontology annotation, cellular component: CatSper complex; sperm principal piece. The record is from RefSeq and is a predicted model, not a curated record.